GAUGACCAGGGAUGGAUGCAGGAUGAACCCAUGAUGAACACACAAGGUGUGGACUCUGCUAUGAAUCAGGCUGAGGACAGAGAGGAGGGAGUCCCUCCCUCUAAAACCACUCUGUGUGGGGAACAUGACAGCCAGACCAAAGCUCAGAGGUCAGACUCUCCUGUGUCCAGCUGUGUGUCCUUUAACAGUGACCUGUCUAAGGAUGAACCUAUGAGCUUCAAAGGUGGACACCCCUCUGAUCAAAAGAUCCAACAUGAGAGACCAGACUGUCCUGGACCUGGACCUGGACCUGAACCUGGACCCAGCUGUGUGUCCUUCAAGAGUGACAAGUCUAUGGGUCAACCUAUUAACUUUAAAGAUGGAGAGCAUUCUGAUAGUCAAAGGCUCCAACAGCAGAGACAAGUCUACCCUGCACCCAGCUGUGUGUCCAUCAGCAGUGACUGGUCUAUGGGUCUACCUACUACCUUCAAAAAUGGACACCAGUCUGAUCAGAAAAUCCGACAUGAGAGACCAGUCUCUCCUGGACUUGGACCAGAACCUGGAUCCAGCUGUGUAUCCAUGAAGAGUGAAGCGUCCAUAGACCUCCCACUUUUUUUUAAAGGACAAAAUUCUUCUGAAACACGGAUCCAGCAGCGAGGACGAGACUGUCCUGUCCCAACCUGUGUGUCCAUAAAGAGUGACCGCUCUAUGCCUCUAUAUGUUUGUUUCAAAGAUCAGGAAAACUCUGCCAAGCAGAGAGGUCAUCAGGAAAAUUCAAAUGUUCCCAGUGGUCAGCCUGCCCAGCAACAUGCAACAGAUCUGGACUCCAUAUUCAUGCUGCUUGAGAAGAACAUUGUCAGUUUUGUGAAGAACGAACUGAAGAGGUUUCACAGGAUUAUGAAUCCAGAUUACCCAGAAUGCUUAGAGAGUCAGCGUGAGGAUGAAAAGUGGUUGGACGGUGAGGAUGUGAAGCAGAGGAGGAGCAGCAGAGAGGCAUUUCUGAACAUCACACUUAAUUUCCUGAGGAGAAUGAAGCAGGAGGAGCUGGCUGACUGUCUGCAGAACAGAAUUCAGCUGUGUCGACGUAAAUUCAAGUCUAACCUGCAGAAGAAGUUCCAGUGUGUGUUUGAGGGGAUCGCUAAAGCAGGAAACCCAACCCUUCUGAAUCAGAUCUACACAGAGCUCUACAUCACAGAAGGAGGGACUGCAGAGGUCAAUGAUGAACAUGAGGUCAGACAGAUUGAAACAGCAUCCAGGAAACCAGACAGACCAGAAACAACCAUCAGACAAGAAGACAUCUUUAAAGCCUCACCUGGAAGAGAUGAACCAAUCAGAACAGUGAUGACAAAGGGAGUGGCUGGCAUUGGGAAAACAGUCUUAACACAGAAGUUCACUCUGGACUGGGCUGAAGACAAAGCCAACCAGGACAUACAGUUCACAUUUCCAUUCACUUUCAGAGAGCUGAAUGUGCUGAAAGAGAAAAAGUACAGCUUGGUGGAACUUGUUCAUCACUUCUUUACUGAAACCAAAGAAGCAGGAAUCUGCAGGUUUGAAGAGUUCCAGGUUGUGUUCAUCUUUGACGGUCUGGAUGAGUGUCGACUUCCUCUGGACUUCCACAACAAUGAGAUCCUGACUGAUGUUACAGAGUCCACCUCAGUGGAUGUGCUGCUGACAAACCUCAUCAGGGGGAAACUGCUUCCCUCUGCUCGCCUCUGGAUAACCACACGACCUGCAGCAGCCAAUCAGAUCCCUCCUGACUGUGUUGACAUGGUGACAGAGGUCAGAGGGUUCACUGACCCACAGAAGGAGGAGUACUUCAGGAAGAGAUUCAGAGAUGAGGAGCAGGCCAGCAGAAUCAUCUCCCACAUCAAGACAUCACGAAGCCUCCACAUCAUGUGCCACAUCCCAGUCUUCUGCUGGAUCACUGCUACAGUUCUGGAGGAUGUGAUGAAGACCAGAGAGGAAGGAGAGCUGCCCAAGACCCUGACUGAGAUGUACAUCCACUUCCUGGUGGUUCAGACCAAAGUGAAGAACAUCAAGUAUGAUGGAGGAGCUGAGACAGAUCAUCACUGGAGUCCAGAGAGCAGGAAGAUGAUUGAGUCUCUGGGAAAACUGGCUUUUGAUCAGCUGCAGAAAGGCAACCUGAUCUUCUAUGAAUCAGACCUGACAGAGUGUGGCAUCGAUAUCAGAGCAGCCUCAGUGUACUCAGGAGUGUUCACACAGAUCUUUAAAGAGGAGAGAGGACUGUACCAGGACAAGGUGUUCUGCUUCGUCCAUCUGAGUGUUCAGGAGUUUCUGGCUGCUCUUCAUGUCCAUCUGACCUUCAUCAACUCUGGAGUCAAUCUGAUGGAAGAACAACAAACAACAUCCCGGUGGUCUAAAGUCUUCAGAGACAAACAGAAUCUGAAGUAUCUCCACCAGAGUGCUGUGGACAAGGCCUUACAGAGUCCAAAUGGACACCUGGACUUGUUCCUCCGCUUCCUCCUGGGUCUCUCACUGCAGACCAAUCAGAGACACCUACGAGGUCUGCUGAGACAGACAGGAAGUAGCUCACAGACCAAUCAGGAAACAGUCCAGUACAUCAAGAAGAAGAUCAACCAGGAUCUGUCUGCAGAGAGAAGCAUCAAUCUGUUCCACUGUCUGAAUGAACUGAAUGAUCGUUCUCUAGUGGAGGAGAUCCAACAGUCCCUGAGUUCAGGACGUCUCUCCACAGAUAAACUGUCUCCUGCUCAGUGGUCAGCUCUGGUCUUCAUCUUACUGUCAUCAGAAGAAGAUCUGGACGUGUUUGACCUGAAGAAAUACUCUGCUUCUGAGGAGGCUCUUCUGAGGCUGCUGCCAGUGGUCAAAGCCUCCAACAAAGCUCUGCUGGAUGACUGUAACCUCUCAGAGAGAAGCUGUGAAGCUCUGUCCUCAGUUCUCAGCUCUCCAUCCUCUCUGAGAGAGCUGGACAUGAGUAACAAUGACUUGCAGGAUUCAGGGAUGAAGCUUCUUUCCAUUGGACUGCAGAGUCCACACUGUGAACUGGAAACUCUCAGGCUGUCAGGCUGUCUGAUCUCAGAGGAAGGCUGUGUUGAUCUGGCCUCAGCUCUGAGCUCCAACCCCUCCCAUCUGAGAGAGCUGGACCUAAGCUACAAUCAUCCAGGAGACUCAGGAAUGAAGCUUCUUUCUGCGGGACUAAAUGGUCCAGACUGGAGACUGGACACUGUCAGGGUGGAUUACUGCAGUAGGAAGAGGCUGGAACGUGGUCUGAGCAAAUAUUUCUGUGAACUCACCCUGGACACAAACACAUUAAACAGACACCUCAAACUGUCCGACAACAACAGGAGGGUGACAUGGUCACUGAAGUGUCAACCAUAUCCUGAUCACUCAGACAGGUUUGACUACUGCUGGCAGCUGCUGUGUACAGAUGGUCUGACUGGUCGAUGUUACUGGGAGGUGGAGUGGAGAGGAAAGAUCGUUAUUGCAGUGACUUACCGAGGAAUCAGUAGAAGAGGACAGGAUGGUGUCUGCAGGCUGGGAUGGAACAAUCAGUCCUGGAGUCUGUACUGCUCCAAUAAACGUUACUGUGUUUGUCACGAUAACAAAGUCACAGCCAUCUCCCACCGCCCCUCCUCUCGCACAGUAGCAGUGUAUGUGGACUGUCCUGCUGGCAUCCUGUCCUUCUACAGAGUCUCCUCUGACUCACUGAUCCACCUCCACACCUUCACCACCACCUUCACUGAGCCUCUGUACCCUGGCUUUGGGUUCGGGGUUAGUAUUAAAUCCAGCUCCUCAGUGUUUCUGUGUGAGCCAUAGGAUGGAUUCUCCUGCAGAAAGAAAGAAACACACCAGUGACGGAGAGGACCGACUGAAAUUGCUCAUCUUGUAUAAUAUCACACACGGAUGUGCAUUAAAAAACGUUUUAACAUCAGCACAAUCAAAUUUUGUAUAUUGGAGGAAGUGAAAUUAUUUCCUGAGAGCUGAACUCACUGUGGUGACUCUAUGUUUGUAGUAAGACACAUUUUGGGGCAGCAGUAGCUCAGUCAAUAGGGAGCUGGGUUUGGAACCAGAAGGUCACCAGCUCAAGUCCCCGUCCAGAUAAAAUCCUUAUUUAACGAUCAUCUGCAGGGUUGCCAACUCUUCACACAUCUGGCGUGACUGUCACUCUUUCACCAUCAAUGUCACUCUCUCACGCCCGUUUAAGAAAUCUCACGUCGGAUGUCCACUGGAUCCGUCACAUGCAUGAUUCGGCCACUGCACGGACUUGCUCCAUCCUGUGCCAGGCGUCAAUGUCCACUUAGAACUAUAGCGGCGCGCACCCAAGCGACUGGAAUUGGCAGAUCGCGAAGAUCACAAUGUCACGUGAUAAUCUGCGGAAAUCUCCUCUGAGCCCCUCUUCAUGUUUGACUUCAGCUGGGGCCACCCACUUUCAUGUCAUGUUGAUGUAGCGAUGUGUUCUUCCAGGAGCUUGCUGUUCACUUCCUGUAUGAAUGUAGAGCAGAAACCAUGAUGUUUUUUUCCAAACCUUACCAUGUGCUUUCAUUGCAAGGUGUCAUUGACAUGUCGUCCCAGAACAUUAACAGGCGCAGGAGGAUAUGAAGAUGAAAUGUGUAAUGUGCAAUUGUGAAAGUCCGCUGACAAAGCGGUGAUAUUUCGCCAGAAUGAGAACAGGCUGUCCGUAUUUGACGUUCUUGGAGGCGUCUCAGCUGACGCUUGUUAUAUGCGUCCUGUCUUUUCAAUAUAAACUUCUGUUUUCACAGGAAAUGUUCAGUUUCUGCUUGGUAGAUAGUCUUUUUCAAAAUAAAAUUACAACAUGGGUAAAACA
Molecule: messenger RNA, 4783 nt
Organism: Epinephelus lanceolatus (giant grouper)
Lineage: Eukaryota; Metazoa; Chordata; Actinopteri; Perciformes; Serranidae
Source: RefSeq, a predicted model, not a curated record